CGCAGUGAAUCAGUGGCUAAGUUUGUGUGUGGAGCAACUCUUUAGCUGCGACUUCAAAGGAAGAAGUGUAUCUUGUGUUUUCAGUUUCUGGUCUGUGCAGUUCUGUAGGAGGAUGGCAGACAGCAGCGCGGAGUUCACCAAGGACCUUUGCACUCCAGUUUUCACUGUGGACCUGGACAUCGUGAGAAGGAACUCGGACGCAAUGCUCGAGCGCUUCCUGAAACUCGGGGUGCAGCUCCGACCUCACAUGAAAACGCACAAGACAAUUGAAUGUGCGGACAUCAUGACCAGGGGCUCACGGCGGUGCAUCGUGGUGUCCACCUUGGCCGAGGCUUCUUUCUACGCCGAUGCUGGUUACGACGAUAUCCUCUACGCGUAUCCAAUAACGUCCGACAAAGUGAAGCGCUGUGCAGAUUUAUCAGAGAGACUUUCUUUGUUCCACGUCCUGGUGGACAACAGCUUGUCCCUGCAAGAGCUGAAGGCGAGACCGUUGAAGCAGGGCAAAGUCUGGAACGUAUGGUUAAAACUGGACUGUGAAAAUAGAAGAGCUGGCAUUCCUCACGCCAAUCCUGCAGCUCUCGAGUUAGCCAAGGAAAUUUCUGAGACUCCAGGGGUGGAGCUCACAGGGAUCUACGCCCACUGUGGAAACACCUAUGACUGCAAGGGGGAGGAGCAAACUAAGGCCAUCGCCCAGGAAACGACAACUAUCGUGUUGCAGUUUGUAGAGAAGCUUAAAGCUCUAGGAAUCCAGGAUGUAAAAUCCAGCAUUGGUUCCACCCCAUCAUGCAGCCACCCGGUUUCAGACAUGGCCAUGUUAAGUGAAGUCCAUCCUGGAAACUAUAUAUUUUAUGACGUGCAGCAGUCGCUCAUCGGCUCCUGUAGACUCGAGGAUAUUGCGGUACGGGUGCUGACGAGGGUCAUAGGUCAUUACCCUCAUAGAAACCAGCUCCUGGUCGACUGCGGCUGGGCCGCGCUGAGUCAUGACAGCAAAGGCUGUUUACCGACAGGCUACGCAGUCAUCGAGAACCAUCCAGAGCUGAAAUUGUUGUCAAUGACUCAGGAGCAUGGCCGAGUGGAGCCUGUCUCUGGGAAACUGGACUUCAGUCAGUUCCCUCUGGGCUCCAUGCUGUCCCUCUUUCCUUACCACGCUUGUGCUACAGCAAUGAUGCAUCCAGUAUAUAUUGUCCACUCCAAAGGAAAGAUUGUAGGCACUUGGAGACCCACACGUGGAUGGUAACCAGAAAAGAAAGUAACAGAACAGCAAGACUUCCAUCAGGAGUAGUUCAAACUUUAAAUUUAAAGCAUAUGUUAAUUAUUAACUUUCUUGUUAAAUGGGAUAUAACGGUGAAAAUUAAUUAUGUAGUCUUUACCUGUCUAAGACUCUACGAGGUGGCAUCAAAAAGUUUCAAGACUAGUUUUGUAACACGCCAACAGGUGGCAGCACAAGACUGCAAGCACAGUGACAGGGCGCACCGAGCUUAAUAAGUCAGUGUGCCAAAAGACAUCGUCCUCUGUACAUCAGAAAUGUGUAUUGCUGUGUGAAACUGGGCAAAUCUGUGAGUUUGACGUGAUUCUGCAAGCUUACGGCGAUGCUGCAUGAGUCGUUUGAGCGGCUUAGGGUGGCUUCCUAAGAGAUCAGGAAGAACUUCAACGAGCUUAACUCCCGAAAAUGGCGAAAACUUGAUAGUCGAAGCUAGGGCUGUCGCUAUCGAAUAUUUUAGUAAUCGAGUAUUCUACCAAAAGUUUAAUCGAGUUAUCUGAUAAAAUGUACGUUUGCUUAAUUAAACAGCAACGUAAAAUAUAUAAGAGAAACAAAGAUUAAUUGGUUUUCUUUUUAGAAAAAUCAACUUUUAUGUUUUAAAUGUAUACAGCAUUUUAUCAAAAAUAAACAUUGUCAUUAUUCACAAUACAAGGAAUAGCUACAUGGCUCUGUAAUGCACUUAAUUCAUCUCAAUCAACUUUAAGCUAUGCCUUGUCUUAUUUUAAAGACUUUUCUCAGAUGCAAAAACUAAAAAAAAAAAAAUGGUUUCAAAUGACUAAAUAUAAAAAAAAUACUAAGGCACACAUUAAAAUAAAUAAUUAUAAUUAUACAAAAACACUAAGUUGUGCAACUUAACUUUCAGGACUAAAAGGCAUAACAUUAGCUUUUACGGACAAUUUCUGUUGUUUUCUCCUGCUGGUUUCUUCAUCUCUUGGCUCGCUGAUAAUUUUAUCGCUCCCGUCCAUUUUGCAGCCGCAACAGAACGCUCCUCAAAUCAAUACACAGCUAACUGUUUGCGUCUCCUUCCGCUUUGUGGGUGACGUAAGCAUCCGAAAGCGCGAUGUGUCACGCCAAACAAAUAAUUGUGCAAAAACAUAACGCAUGCUUUUAAAAUUAAUUAAAAGAAGCUUCUAGGCAGAAGAUUUUGCCUCGAUAAUUUUUUGUUAUUACUCGAGGAAUCGUUUCAUCCCCAGUCGGAGCACAAUUCACACCAUUGUGUCAUACGGAACAGUCCAGGCGAUCUUCACGUGUGGUUUAAGUCUUGUUGUUCAUCUCCAGGCUGCUAAACCCAGGAGCAACACGCAAGAAACAUUGCGUCGAAGUCUGCUAGGACCUCCAUCAGCGUGCCGUGGAUGACUCGUCCUGCAUGUCGAGGAUCAUUACUGGUGAAAAAAACUUGGGUGUAUGGGUACGACCAUGAGAUGAAGCAAAAGUCUUCACAGUUGAAGAACCCAUCAUUUCCACGGCUGAAAAAAAGUGAGGCAGGUCUAUAGCGCAACCAAGUGCAUGCUCAUCGUCUUUUUCGACGGUCACAGUAUUCUGUAUCAAGAAUCUGUCCCCUGGGGCCAGACCGUCAAUAGCGAACUUUACUGCCAGGUUUUAAGGCGUCUAAGGUAGUACAUACUAUACGGAGAAAGUGACCGGUUCUGUGACGGAACUUUUUAAUGCCUCCUCGUAUAAGCCACAUCAGGGCAGUUUCAGAAUGCAUUUUGCAUUUUAAAUAAGAUGAAAAAGAAUGAAAUCAAUAAUCUCGGUUUUUACAUUGGUGUACUGUAUAAGAUAAGAUUAUUUUUUUGCAUCUUGCUCAUUGUUGCGCGCCCACACACACACACACACUCUAUAUGGCCAAAGUAAUGGACACCUAACUGUCACUGGAAAAAUCUAGUGGAAAGCCUUUCCAAAAGAGUGGCGCUUUAUAAUAAUUCAGUUUAAUUCAACUUUAUUUAUAUAGCACUUUUAACAAUGGUUAUUGUCUUAAAGCAGCUUUACAAAAAGAAAAAGAAAACUGAUGAAAGUGUGGCAGAAAAUGUGUCUAAAUAAUAAAGAGAUUGUCUCUGGUGAGCAAGCCAAUAGUGAAGGCGACAGUGGCAAGGAAAAACUCCCUGAGAUGGCAUUAGGAAAUAAUAGCAAAACGGGGACGAAAUAAGGAAUGGGAUGUACGUUAAGGUGUCCACAUACUUUUUGCCAUGUAGUGUACCGUUUUAUGAAAAUGUGUAUUCUUGUUAAACAUAGACUCUGCUUCACUUCCUUUCACCCAGUGUAGUGUAGUACUGUAGGUGCUAACAGUGCGUACACAAUGCACGGCUGCUGCUUCUACCACAGAGAGUGAAGGGUGAACCAGGAACCUCAAUUUAAUGAGCCAUAUUCAUUUAUUUUAAACUGACUAACUACCAAUAUACUGUAUAUUUUUUAAUGUAGAAUCUGAUUUUUUUUUCUUAUUAAAUAGUAUAAAUGACAAAAUGUAAUUCUUUAAUGUUUUUUACAUUUAUAAAUGAGCAGUAUCUUGAUGUAAAAUAUAUACAAUGUUUACGUAAAUAAA
This is a messenger RNA of Clarias gariepinus (North African catfish), 3800 nucleotides long. RefSeq lists its product as uncharacterized. Bases 113 to 1237 code for a protein of 374 amino acids. The record is from RefSeq and is a predicted model, not a curated record. NCBI's taxonomy places the organism in Eukaryota, Metazoa, Chordata, Actinopteri, Siluriformes, Clariidae. Gene Ontology annotation, molecular function: D-serine ammonia-lyase activity. The transcript is spliced from 8 exons. Gene Ontology annotation, biological process: D-serine catabolic process.